UUUACGGAGCCAAAGUACGGCUCGUCCAGUCGAGCUCAUUCGGCUUAGCAUGCCACUCCUUAUGGUCGAACGCUUUAGCUCCGAUAUUGGAGAUCGGUGUUAGGGUUUUGCAGGGGAUGUCCGGCACAGCGAAGGAAGGCGGUACCACCCGCCAGGUGACAGACAUGCAGCUGGUCGCCGCCAUUCCGAAUUCUGUGGGCGCUGUAGUCGCCAAGGCUGGAACAGGCGACGGAUCCAUUGUUGAGUACGGGAAAGGCGCGGGGGGUGGCAGCGUGCUUAGAGAGGAGGAGGAGGAUCUGGAAGUGAAGCUUCGACGAAUCAUUGAGAACGUACCCGUCCGUGUUAGCAACACCUCCGGAAGCUCCGCUGGUUCUGGCUCCGGCGAUUUCCAUCAGAAGAUCUUAUUGCUAGUCCUUGACUCAUUGUCUGUUCGAAUGCAAGUAGGAUUAAAGGAUCAAAUUUGGUUGCUAGAAAAAGGAAUGCA
Messenger RNA from Dendrobium catenatum, 484 nucleotides. RefSeq lists its product as uncharacterized. Gene Ontology annotation, biological process: negative regulation of protein kinase activity. Gene Ontology annotation, molecular function: protein kinase inhibitor activity; double-stranded RNA binding; protein kinase binding. Gene Ontology annotation, cellular component: nucleolus. The annotation marks the transcript as partial. The record is from RefSeq and is a predicted model, not a curated record. Lineage: Eukaryota; Viridiplantae; Streptophyta; Magnoliopsida; Asparagales; Orchidaceae. The transcript is spliced from 2 exons.